Messenger RNA from Megalops cyprinoides (Indo-Pacific tarpon), 558 nucleotides. RefSeq names its product guanylyl cyclase-activating protein 2-like. NCBI's taxonomy places the organism in Eukaryota, Metazoa, Chordata, Actinopteri, Elopiformes, Megalopidae. The record is from RefSeq and is a predicted model, not a curated record. The transcript has 4 exons. Gene Ontology annotation, cellular component: cone photoreceptor outer segment; photoreceptor inner segment. Gene Ontology annotation, molecular function: calcium sensitive guanylate cyclase activator activity; calcium ion binding. Gene Ontology annotation, biological process: visual perception. Bases 1 to 558 code for a protein of 185 amino acids.
AUGGGGCAAGAAGAAAGCAGCAAUGAAGAAGUGGAACUGGCCAAAAUCCAAGAGCUGUACACAACCUUCAUGCAGGUGUGCCCAAGUGGAGUUUUACAUUUGCAUGAAUUCAGAAGGAUUUUUGGAAUACAGAGCACCUCAGCAGAGGAGUCAUUGUAUGUGGAGACCAUAUUUCGUUCAUUUGACACAAACAAGGACAAUGCAAUAGACUUCAUGGAAUAUGUGGCAGCACUGCACCUUGUCUUGCGAGGUAAACUGGAAGAUCGAUUGAAGUGGUCAUUUAAAGUCUAUGACAAAGAUGGCAAUGGUCGGCUCGACCGGCAUGAGGUGAAACACAUCAUAAGGAUAAUAUACAAAAUAAAGAAAACCAAUACAGACAUGACGCCAAAUGAAGUAUGUGAUAGAAUAUUUGAACUUGUUGACCAAAACAAAGAUGGACAGAUUUCCUUGUCAGAGUUUUUGGAGGGGGCAAAGAAGGAUGAGUGGGUCAUGGAUAUGCUCAAACUGGAUGUGAAUGCCAGCGGUUGGUUCAUUAAAAAUUGGAAGAAGAAGUCAUGA